Messenger RNA from Paramuricea clavata, 666 nucleotides. The record is from the annotation of a GenBank genome assembly. NCBI's taxonomy places the organism in Eukaryota, Metazoa, Cnidaria, Anthozoa, Malacalcyonacea, Plexauridae.
AUGUUGGAUGUUGCAAAAGAAAAAUAUGCAUCCCUUUUAAAGGAAGAUGUUUGCGCGAUUCCAUCCAUAAGCACUUCUUGCAGCACUGUCGUUGCCGAUUCCUAUCCUGUUGCCCAGGAGGGGUGGGCACUCAAAGAAUCGACAAAAAGUUAUCGUUUCAACGAAAAGCAAAAAAGCUACCUAACCUCUAAGUUCAACAUCGGCCAAGAGACAGGACGGAAAAUGAAAGCGGACGUUGUAUCGAAAGAAAUGAGGCAUGCGCGCAAGGAGGAUGGUCACCAGCUAUUCGGUGUCACGGAGUUUCUUUCUGUUGAACAAGUUUUCUCAUUCUUUUCUCGCAUGGCUGCAACGGUCCGACAGCAAAAGAUCACUAUAACGGAAGCAGAUGCUGUGGCUGCUGUAGAAGAGGAUAAUUUUCAUGAAAUGAGAAACAAAGUUUUGUCAUCGUUGCAACUACAACACCCUAUCGUUUUUGAUCAAUAUAAUGUAUGUGAUAUGGUGAAAAGUAGUACUCUGAAAAAAUUGAAAAUGGAUAUGCUUCAACGCCUAUGCGAAGAACUUAACCUCGAUGUUCCAGAAAUGUCUGGCAAGAAGAAGAACACAAAGUUACCUUACAUCAAGCUCCUAGAAAGUGCUGUUUCCGGAUGCUCCUGUAACACUGGCUGA